CUUACUUGGGGGCCAGACAGCCGAAGCUCGCUCUCGCUGGGCAAGGCAGCAGCUUCGGCCACUCCCAACAGAUUUUUCUCUCCUCUUAAAAAAAGUCCAUUUGGAUUGCGAGAACAACGCGGAGGUAACGGAGACCAACUUUUUCUGGAGAAGAUGCUCGGGGCCUACUGAGAGUCCCCGAGCUCCAGGAAGUUUCUUCUCCGCUACCUGCCUGGGUGUCCCCCGCCCCAGGACCUUUUCUGAGCAGCUUGUCAGGAGCCUCCAAGAUGUUCCGAAAGCUAUUCCCCACGCUCCUGGUCUGGGGCCUCUUGGGCUCCCUUCGAGCCCAACAACAAAUGGCAUUCUUUGAAGGCAGCACCACGGACAGAGCCAGCAACUGCCCAGAGAAAACGGACUGCCCCAUCAACGUGUACUUCGUCCUGGACACCUCGGAGAGUGUGACCAUGCAGUCCCCCAUAGACAGCCUGCUGAGCCAAACGCAGCAGUUCCUCCUGCAGUUCACCAGCGAGCUGAAGAACCAGAACUACCGCGACCAGGUGGCCAUCAGCUGGCACUACGGAGGCCUGCACUUCUCUGACGAGGUGGAGAUCUUCAGCCCCCUGGGCAGCGACGAGGCCACCUUCAAAUCCAAGCUGCAGCAGAUCAGGUCCUUCCGCCGAGGCACCUUCACGGACUGCGCCAUCUCCAACAUGACCCAGGAAAUCACAAGACAUUCAAACAAGGGCAUUAACUUCGCCAUAGUGAUCACCGAUGGGCAUGUCACCGGGAGCCCGUGCGGCGGCAUCAAGAUGCAAGCUGAGAGAGCCCGGGACAUGGGCAUCAAGCUCUUCUCGGUGGCCCUCAACCAGAACAAGAAUGAACAUGGGCUCCGGGAAAUCGCCAAUCUGCCCCACGAGCUCUACCGAAAUAACUACCUCACCAUCAGAGAGGACUUAUCAAUUGACCAAGACACCAUUGACAGAAUCAUCAAGGUCAUGAAACACGAAGCAUAUUCAGAGUGCUACAAAGUGAGCUGCCUGCAGAUCCAAGGCCCUGCUGGUCCCAAGGGUUAUCGAGGACAGAAGGGUGCCAAGGGAAACAUGGGUGAGCCAGGCGAACCUGGACAGAAAGGGCGACAGGGAGACCCCGGCAUUGAGGGCCCCAUUGGCUUCCCAGGACCCAAGGGUGUCCCUGGUCUGAAAGGCGAGAAGGGGGAAUACGGUGGAGAUGGAAGAAGGGGAGCUGCGGGGCUGGCAGGCAAGAAUGGGACUGACGGACAGAAGGGGAAGCGGGGACGCAUUGGACCCCCUGGCUGCAAGGGGGACCCCGGUGACAGGGGCCUUGAUGGUUACCCAGGAGAAGCGGGAAGCCCAGGAGAACAAGGAGACCAAGGCAGUAAGGGAGAUUCUGGCCGCCCAGGACGCCGAGGCCCCCCAGGACUGGAUGGAGAGAAAGGCAACCCGGGUUACCAAGGCAACAACGGAGCCCCUGGAAGCCCAGGCGUGAAGGGAGCCAAGGGGGGACCAGGACCCAGAGGACCCAGAGGAGAGCAGGGCCGCAGAGGAGAUCCUGGGGCCAAAGGCAGCCCAGGAAACGACGGGCCAAAGGGAGAAAAGGGAGACCCCGGCCCAGAGGGACCCAGAGGCCUGGCAGGAGAAAUUGGGAACAAAGGAGCCAAGGGUGACCGUGGCUUGCCCGGACCCAGAGGACCUCAGGGCAGCCUUGGAGAGCCUGGGAAGCAGGGAUCACGUGGGGAUCCAGGGGAUGCUGGUCCCAGAGGAGAAUCAGGACCUCCAGGACCCAAGGGAGACCGAGGUCGGCCUGGCUUCAGUUACCCUGGACCUCGAGGAGAGCCGGGAGAAAAAGGGGAGCCUGGCCCCCCAGGCCCAGAGGGCGGAAGAGGGGACUUUGGAAUCAAGGGAGCCCCUGGGAAAAAAGGAGAGAAAGGAGAGCCGGCAGAUCCUGGUCCCCCCGGAGAGCCCGGUCCCAGAGGACCCAAAGGAUCUCCAGGCCCAGAGGGCGAACCCGGACCCCCUGGAGACCCCGGCCUGACGGAAUGUGACGUCAUGACAUAUGUGAGGGAGACGUGUGGCUGCUGUGACUGCGAGAAGCACUGCGGCGCUCUGGAUAUCGUGUUCGUCAUUGACAGCUCGGAGAGCAUCGGCUACACCAACUUCUCCCUGGAGAAGAAUUUUGUCAUCAAUGUCGUCAACAGGCUCGGUUCCAUCACCAAGGACCCCAACGCAGAAACAGGGACUCGCAUCGGGGUGGUUCAGUACAGCCAUGACGGAACCUUUGAGGCCAUUAAGCUGGACGAUGAGCGGAUCACCACCCUUUCCCAAUUCAAGGAGGAGGUGAAAAAGUUAGAGUGGAUUGCAGGGGGCACCUGGACCCCCUCGGCCCUGAAUUACACCUACAACGCUCUCAUCAAGGGCAGCAGGCGGAAGAAGACCAAAGUGUUCGCGGUCGUCAUCACCGACGGGCGCCAUGAUCCCCGUGAUGACGAGCAAUCCCUCACGGCCUUGUGUAACACGGUCGAGAACGUCGUCGUCACGGCCAUUGGCAUCGGGGACAUGUUCAACGAGCAGCACGAGAGCGAGAGUCUGAGGUCCAUCGCCUGCAACCAGAAGGGUCAAGUGCGCAACAUGACCUUGUUCUCUGACUUGGUGGCCGAAAAGUUCAUCGAUGAGAUGGAAGUUUUCCUCUGCCCAGAUCCACAGAUUGUCUGCCCCGAUCUUCCCUGCCAAACAGAGCUGUACGUAGCCCAGUGUACCCAACGGCCUGUUGACAUUGUCUUCCUGCUCGAUGGCUCGGAGAGGAUUGGGGAGCGCAACUUCCACAAGGCCCACCGCUUUGUGGAGGAGGUGGCGCGCAGGCUCACCCUCGCCCGGCGACACAACGACCCCAUGAACGCGCGAGUGGCCCUCCUCCAGUACGGCAACGAGCGCGAGCAGGAGGUCGUCUUCCCGCUCACCUCCAACCUGACCGUGAUCCACAAUGCGCUCAGCAACAUCCGAUACCUCAACUCCUUCUCCCACAUUGGCACGGGCAUCAUCCAUGCCAUCAACAGCAUCGUCAUGGCGCAGCAGGCGGGGGCCCGGCGCCACGCUGAACUCUCCUUCGUCUUCAUCACAGACGGCAUCACGGGGGAGAUGAGCCUGAACGAGUCCCUGCACUCCAUGCGCAAGCAGGAUGUCGUGCCCACCGUGCUGGCCCUGGGCACCGACGUCGACAUGGGCCUCCUCAUGAAGGUCAGCCUGGGGGAUCGGUCGGCCAUCUUCCGCGAGAAGGACUACGACUCCCUGUCCCAGCCCGGCUUCUUGGACAGGUUCAUUAGAUGGAUCUGCUAGCUCUCCCCGAAGCUUUCAGAAGGCGCGUGUCCCAAGCACUCCACUCGCCCCCGCGGCCCCAACCCCAGAACACAGAUGGCCACACACAGCUGAGAUGCAGCCUUCCCCCUCCUCUGAGUUUAGUCCGCCCUCGCCUUGGCCUGGUGGGGCCCGAACCAGAGCACCCCUGCAGGCCCGACGCAGAGCGGACCUGAUUGUCCGUGACGAACAAGGAGCCGUAACCAGCCCUAAACUCUUCAUGGUGCUAAUAGAAAACCAGAGCCAUAGAAUAACCUUUUCGAUGCUUCUUAAAGUGCCAAGUCAUUCCCUGCUCUGCGUGUGCGCGUGUGUGUGUGGAGUGCCUGCCAGAGUGUCUGGCUGCACGGAGAUAUCCAUAUUAGAGGCGUUCUUAGAGGAGAGAGCUCAGCAUCUCCCUGAGAUGAGGCAUCAGGGGCGCCCGAAUCUCCAGGAUGUUUGCUCUUCCCGUCCCCACACUGGUUCUGAUGAAGUCCAGUCCCAUCCCUGAGGUGGAUUCUCCUAUUCCCUGGGCCCUCCAAGUAGAGGGAAACGCAGAGCUUCCAGGAUCGAGAGCAAGUGGAAAGACACACAACCAGAGCAGCAUUGACCAGCGCUGGUGGGGACCCUGUCCCCCCAGUCCGUCCCACACGCACGGCAGAAUACUCUUCCUGACAGGCCACGGACAUCCGUCACCUCUCCACACCAGCCCCCUCGGGGGCUCCCUCACGCCUCUUGCACCCACCAUGAGAAUGUUGGCCUCCCAUCCAAGGCCACCAUCUUCAAAUUGCAAUCCACAGGGCCCUCGGUGCCUGCCCUCUCCUCCCCGCCAGCCAAGAUCCACACCAAGGGGACUUGAUGCUUUCUGCUUCCUCGCCUGGCCUGGGCUGCUCUGCCCUUGUCCCCCACACUCUCCCCAUCACCCACUUUGGAAUCCAGCCCCAAGUGCAUGUUUCCCAUUGGACUGUUAGCCCUCAGACUUGGCCUUCCCUGCAGGGUCCCUGCUUGCUGAGAGAGCUGCUCGUGCCUUAGCUUUGGUCCUUUCAUCCGCAGAUGCCUCCUCUGCCUCACCUCCAUUCUGAGAGCAGAGAAAGGUCCCUUCCUUCUCAUGCAGUGGAGGAGCAUGGUACACACUCGGUGCUCCCUGUGUGCUUGUAGAUGCACCCCUUCUUUUCACCACAAGGCACAGGGGCGCCUUUACUCAUCUGCUGCUCCCUCCCUCCCUGCACUCGGGUCUGCCUUCCCUCUCAUUGCCACCAUGUGCCCCCUCAGGAGUGAACUCAGGUCUUCCUCAGAAGAGGCAGCUUAGUCAGGCUGUUGACCUCCUGCUGUUCCAGCCUGGUCCUGGGAAUACAACUCCUGGCACUUUGCUGUAGUUAGGAUCCCAACGGCACCCUACAAAUCCUGCUCAGGCUGCAGAUCUCUUCACCUCUUUUUUUGGCUCUCCUUGAUCCCUUUCCAUAAGAAGCUGUGGGAUUCCACACCUGCCUCCCCCCUCGUAGUUACAUACGUCACUGGGGGCAUCAGGCUUAGCCACAGAAUUAAAAUCCAAUACAUUUCUUCUGGAAACAAACUCUGUGACAUUUCAUCAAUAAACUUUUUUCUUA
Dromiciops gliroides (monito del monte) is the source of this 4930-nucleotide messenger RNA. RefSeq names its product collagen type VI alpha 2 chain (gene COL6A2). NCBI's taxonomy places the organism in Eukaryota, Metazoa, Chordata, Mammalia, Microbiotheria, Microbiotheriidae. The coding region runs from base 267 to 3329 and encodes 1020 amino acids. The record is from RefSeq and is a predicted model, not a curated record. The transcript has 28 exons.